AGCAGACGUGACGUCACGAGAACCCCUCUGCCUGGCACAGGCGCGUCGCUGAGGUGGGCCGCCGUUCAGUGGCGUGGCACCACUCGCCACCGGCCAUGUGCCGGACUGCAGCCACACGCAUGUGGUCCCGACACGCCAUCGUCGCACUGAUAUCCCUCGCGCCUCGUGCCGCCUGUGCCCCUCCCCGGCGUGCCUACUUUACCAUCCCGUCGAUUCCUCGCGCUGCCAUCGCCGGCAAUGGCGGCUUCCGGUGUCAGCGUAGCCGCGCGUCGCCUGGCGCCGCUGGUGCUCGCCGCCCUCCUGCUCGCUCCCUCUUCUUCCCUCGCGCUCCCUCGAGCCAACCGCACCGCGGCGGCGGCGGCCGGUGGGAGUGGGAUGCGGGCGUGCACGUACACGCUGAAGGUGAAGACGAGCUGCGCGUCGCCGCGGCGGACGGCGGACGCCGUCAGCGUCGCGUUCGGGGACGCGUACCGCAACGAGGUCCACGCGCCGCGGCUGCCCUCCGGUGGCGAGGUGCUCGGCCGGUGCGCCACGGACACCUUCCGCGUCAGGGGGCCCUGCGGGUACGGCGUCUGCUACCUCUACCUCCGCCGCGCCGGCCGCGACGGCUGGGCGCCCGAGUGGGUGCAGGUCCUCCAGCCGGGCCCCGGCGCCGCCGCGGCCACCUUCUACUUCGGCGACCCGCUGCCGGGCGGCGUCUGGUACGGCCACAACCGGUGCCCCAAGGCUGCCGCCGAGGCGACCACCAACAACUCCUCUGCUCCGACUCGGGACUGAUCCGUCCUCUCCUCCCUCUUCCAUGGAUUGGCGUGACGGCCGUGUACUCUUCUUUGGAUCAACAAUAAACUAGCAUCCGUUUGCGCUUACCAUCAAUGAACUUUUUUUCCAUCAAUAAACUUGCAUCCUUAUUCAGCAA
Phragmites australis (common reed) is the source of this 916-nucleotide messenger RNA. Its product is annotated as embryo-specific protein ATS3B-like. Gene Ontology annotation, molecular function: protein binding. The record is from RefSeq and is a predicted model, not a curated record. The transcript has 2 exons. Lineage: Eukaryota; Viridiplantae; Streptophyta; Magnoliopsida; Poales; Poaceae. Bases 238 to 777 code for a protein of 179 amino acids.